AUGACAACGCUUGAGAAUUGCGGACAGUCGAUUGGUGUAAGAGAGCAGCUCCAUUCUAUACCAAAAUCAAGCGUUACCAAGCAUUGGUCAACCUUUGACGGUAGGACCCCUGCUGAAAUUUGUAUCAGUUACCAUGUUUAUCGAACACUCUGCGGCCAUCCACUGCACAAGGCUGCUGGAAAGAAGGGUCGUGAUCGAACAGUCUCUCAUAUUACGCCAUACUCCACUCGCUAUGCAUUUGGUACCGAGCUGUCCACAUUCAAGAUUCCAGCAGAAGGAGUCCCAGCAGAUGUUGUUCAUCGAUUACUCAAGGAUGAGCUUGGCCUAGAUGGACGACCUAGUCUGAACCUAGCCUCUUGCGUAGAAACUUACAUGGAGAAGGAAGCAGAGCAACUUAUGGUAGAAAACUUGUCCAAUAACAUGUCAGAUGCUGAUGAGUAUCCAGCCAUGAUAGAUAUGCACACACGCUGCGUCUCUAUUCUUGCUCAUCUCUGGGGUGUGCAAAAGGGGGAGAAAGCCAUUGGCUCGGGGACGACAGGUUCCAGCGAGGCCAUCCAUCUUGGAGGACUGGCAAUGAAGAGGCGCUGGCAAGAGAAGCGUAGAGCAGAAGACAAGGAUACGUCCUCACCCAACAUCAUCAUGGGUGCCAAUGCCCAAGUGGCGCUAGAGAAGUUUGCCUGCUACUUUGAAGUUGAGGCUCGCAUUCUUCCCGUGAAUGAGGACUCAUCAUACCGUCUGGGCCCCAAGCCAGUCAAGGAGAAUAUUGACGAGAACUCCACUGGUAUAUUCGUCAUUCUUUUGUCGACAUGUACCGGGAAUUAUGAGCCUGUUGAAGAGAUCUCCAACAUCCUUGACAAAUACGAGAAGGAGACUGGAGUGGACAUCCCAAUCCAUGUGGAUGGAGCUUCGGGGGCUUUCAUCGCGCCAUUUACACACGCAAAAGCUGGUAAGAAGUGGAACUUCGAACCACCUCGCGUGAAGUCUAUCAACGUCAGUGGGCACAAGUUUGGUCUGGUGUAUGGUGGUGUUGGCUGGAUCAUCUGGAGGGACGAGAGCUAUCGACCAAAACACCUUGUCUUCGAACUACACUACCUUGGUGGCACUGAAGAUUCGUACAAGCUCAACUUCUCACGUCUAGGUGCACAGAUCAUUGCGCAGUACUACAAUCUGAUUCACCUCGGCUUCUCCGGAUACCGUAACAUCAUGGGAAACACAUUGGCCAACGCGCGUCUGCUGAGUAGAGCACUCGAGUACACUGGCUGGUAUCGUUGCGUUUCCGAUAUCCACCGUAAGAAGGGUGAUUUGAAUGCGGGUUACAAUGCCGGUCUUCCCGUCGUUGCUUUCACGCUCACAGACAACCUCCACAAGAAGGAGUUUCCUCACGUCAAACAAGAAGCAGCCAGCAAUAUGUUGCGUGCGAAGCAGUACAUCAUUCCUAUUGUACGCGAGAGUUUGCCUCUUGACAUGAUCGAUCGCCUAGUGAAGGAUAUCAUCAGCAUGACAGAGCUACCGAUGAAAACGGACGCAGUUAAUCCCGCUGCUUUUCAACCUUCGUCGGCUAGUAUUGAACAGCAGCACGCAAGCCCUGGUCUGCAGAAGAAACACGAGCACAAGGCGAAGAGGCCAUCCCACAAGAGCGUGUAUCGGGCAGUAUGCUGA
Molecule: messenger RNA, 1659 nt
Organism: Plenodomus lingam JN3
Lineage: Eukaryota; Fungi; Ascomycota; Dothideomycetes; Pleosporales; Leptosphaeriaceae
Biological process (GO): L-glutamate catabolic process
Cellular component (GO): cytosol
Molecular function (GO): glutamate decarboxylase activity; pyridoxal phosphate binding
Source: RefSeq, a predicted model, not a curated record